CGAUGUUACAUCAAGGCGCGACACACUUCAAACGAAGAAUCGGAAUCCAGUUAAUUCCCCCCUUCUCUCCAAGCCCUGAUUCAGCAUGCAAAUGCUUGUCCUCCUCUCAGAUUCUUCUGGUUCAAUUUGCGACUGUUAUGAAGGACUGGUGGAAGUUAAAUGAGUGCGGGACGAAGAGGAGGGCGGAUAUACGUGCCUGUACGGCGACCCGGACAAGGGAAUCUCAGGCGGGUUCUAUCCUGGUGAUUCACCCCAUGACCGAUGUAUGUCAUGCAAGGGGAUGAUCUGGAGGGGAGAGCCUUGUCAGAUCAAACAGAUCAUCCUCUGAGUGUGCAGACUCAAUGGUGGUCGUUCUAGUCGCGGUCGCGCCUAGAGCUGCCGUGGAUCCUUCGCAAGGGUUGGCGUCGCCG
This is a messenger RNA of Gloeophyllum trabeum ATCC 11539, 410 nucleotides long. RefSeq lists its product as uncharacterized. The transcript is spliced from 2 exons. The annotation marks the transcript as partial. NCBI's taxonomy places the organism in Eukaryota, Fungi, Basidiomycota, Agaricomycetes, Gloeophyllales, Gloeophyllaceae. The record is from RefSeq and is a predicted model, not a curated record.